Molecule: messenger RNA, 1752 nt
Organism: Gigantopelta aegis
Lineage: Eukaryota; Metazoa; Mollusca; Gastropoda; Neomphalida; Peltospiridae
Product: cdc42 homolog
Exons: 3
Coding region: 111-722 (203 amino acids)
Biological process (GO): small GTPase-mediated signal transduction
Molecular function (GO): GTP binding; GTPase activity
Source: RefSeq, a predicted model, not a curated record
AGGAGGUGUGUCCCAUCGUGUUGAUUAGCCACGCGAUUCGAGACCAGUCACUCAUUUCAUUCAAGUCUGUCGUACGCAUUGUCGAGUUAUCUUCGUAUCACACACACACAAUGGGAAAAAGUAAGGUUUACCGAUCUUUCGACAAAAGUAACAUCAAAUGCGUGUUGGUUGGGGAUGCUACCGUAGGAAAGUCUUGUCUGGCUCACAGGUUAGCUACACACGGAUUCACGGAGGAAUAUACGCCGACGAUGUUCGACAACUAUGCUGCAACUACAACUGUGGAUGGAAAACCGUACAUUCUGAGCAUUUUCGACACGUCUGGCCAAGAAGAAUUUGAUCGUCUUAGAGCAAUGGCCUACUUGAAAUGUGAUGUGUUUUUCGUCUGCUUCUCCGUCGCCAGACCCGAGUCCGCGCAAAACGUUUUGUCCACGUGGAUCCCAGAAGUGACCCAAUACUCCCCGGAUUCUGAAAUCAUCCUCGUCGGCACGCAGAUAGAUCGUCGGGACGAGGACGAGUCGACGUCAUCCAGCGUCGUGAGGCACGACUUCGUGUCCACCAAGGAAGGGCUCAAUCUAGCGACGAAGAUCGGAGCUGACUAUGUAGAGUGUUCUUCGCUCACUGAAGCUGGCAUCAGUCGACUCAAGGAAGCAGCAGUGCAUGCAGGUCUGAACUCACACAAACCAACAGACCAGUCUUGUUGCGGAUCGUGUGCCAUCGUCUGAGAGAGAGAGAGAGAGAGAGAGAGAAGACAGUAUUUUGUUCAAGAAUCGUCUUGAGAAGAAAAGGCUUAAACGUUUUUAAUUACCGAAGUAGAUUUGCCUUGGAGCAAAUUCUGAAAGGUAUAUUCAAGUUCACUACCGAGAGUGUUGGAUUCUUCAUGGUUUGAUGACGAUCAUUCGAACUUUCAGACGUCCAUUUUAUCCUCCGGUUUUUGUCGAGAUCAAACACAUAUCUGAUGACAGAUCUGACAUGUUUGAUUGAUGAAUGAAUGAAUGACACUGACAGUAACAAAAGUACGUUUACUAUGGUGCUUAGCGUUUAUUGCGUGUGUAAGGAGGGCAACUCCUUUGAAGCACAAAUUUUAAACCAAUUUUAAUCAUUCCACAUAAACACUAUGAUAGCGCCGGCAUAGUUUUGUCAGAGUCGGUUUUGUAACAUGUAUGUACAAAGAUGUUUGAAGAGGGAAGUGUACAAUUUAAUUAAUAUACCCACGUUCAUGUGUGAGGUAAAGUUUAUACAUCAGCUUGCCGUGGUUUUGUCACGAAAGAAUUUUUUUUUUUUUUUAAAUGUUUUUUUUUUUUUUUUUUUUUAUGUAUAUUUAAAAAAAAACCCUUGAUUUCUAGUCACUGGAAAUGAUCUGUUUUUGUUGAUUAAAAACCACGUGUAUACUGUGAUAGAUAACUUAUGCCACAUCUUUAACAGGAUGUGAUAUCUGUGAUAAUAUUUUGUACUGUCAGUAUUAAACCACGUCACCUCUUGAAAUAAGUACUGUAGGCAAAAACGAUUGACGUGAUGUUUGUGUAUGGAGUGCGACAGUUAUCACCGCAUCCGGUGUGGUUAAGAUAUCCAACUCAUGUGCCUUACGUAGCCAGGAAUGACGUAUGGAUGCUCCAGUUCAGUCACGAUCAUCAACUAGUGUUGAAUGGCUGGUGGUGUUAUAUAUAUAUUUUUGUUUAAUUUAUUUUUGUACAAUUAUGUUCAUACUUUUUUUCACCACAAUUUCAUAGAAAUAAAUACUAAUGAAAACUAAAA